Rana temporaria (common frog) is the source of this 1310-nucleotide messenger RNA. It is a transcript of the gene NHEJ1, whose product is annotated as non-homologous end joining factor 1. Gene Ontology annotation, molecular function: DNA end binding. The transcript has 8 exons. Gene Ontology annotation, cellular component: nucleus; DNA ligase IV complex. The record is from RefSeq and is a predicted model, not a curated record. Lineage: Eukaryota; Metazoa; Chordata; Amphibia; Anura; Ranidae. Gene Ontology annotation, biological process: double-strand break repair via nonhomologous end joining. Bases 93 to 1013 code for a protein of 306 amino acids.
AUCUGUGUCUAGGAACGUUUGUUCGGGGCAGUGUUUUCCGAGGGAAGGUUGUAUGUGGCGGACUGGUUGGCAGCAGGUAAGGGUGUCGGACUAUGGCGGUGUCAACGGACAUGGACGCCCGCCUCCUCCCUCUGCCAUGGAAGUCUCUGCAGAUUGCUGAGUGCACUUACUUAUGUAAAGUCCAUUUCACAGACUCGGCGUACUGCUUGCUGCUGUCCGACCUCAGCCGUGUCUGGUGUGAGGAGGCGGGAGCUGAGGUCAUACUGGAAAGGUCAAAGGAGCUCAAUAAAAGGCUGAAGGCGCCAAUCUCUUCUUUCCUUUCCCACCUGUCUCGGCUCCUCCUUCCCUUGCUGGGUUCCGCGGAAGACGGACACGGCCGGUUCUCUUGUCAGCGGACAGAGAACACGCUGAUGCUGCUGGUGAAGAGCCAGCUGUCUGGCCUUCCUUUUUAUUGGGAGUUCCACUGUAAGGAGGCCAGCGUCACCACGGUGUGUCGGCAUUUAGUCCAGCCUCUGGUGUGUAUGACGAAAGCUCUGGACUAUCAGAGCCAGGAGCUGUGCACUUUACUGCUCCAAAAAGAUGCCGAAAUUCAGGAGUACCAGGAGAGCGGGGCUGUGCUGACUCGAGGCCGAUUGAAAACAGAAUCUUUUGAUGAGGGAUCGUUCCAAGAGUCUUUUCUGGCAGAGAAAAUCCCGGGACUUCGCAGCUCAUGGAACUCCCCUGGGUUCACGGACCGUCUACAGCGAUUAUACAGCACGGUGACUGCUGCAGAAAUGGAGCCAAAAUCGGAGGCGGAAGAUGUGAACGAGUACCCAGGAUCCCUGCCGGAACCAGCACAAUGUGCAGAGGAGAGAGAGCACAAUAUGGCCGCCGAGGAUAUACCCGUUCCUAAAGAAUCUGUGAAGGUUGAGAACCAUCAGGUUCCUCUGGCUGAUGUACUGUCUUUGACUCAACACUCCCAAUCUACGGUAUCCAAACCCAAGAAGAAGAAAGCCAAGGGGCUCUUCAAAUGACAACGACCCUCCUACACGUCGCAAGAGGAGUCCACAAAAAGAAAGGCUCCUCAAUGGACUGAAUUUACAGCAUUAAUAUUUUACAAGAUGGCACCAAUGGUACACUGCAGAGGGUAGGGUUCCAUCUGCCAAGCUGUAGCCUCCUAGUGCUUAACAUGCAUAUUUUUAAUUGUGACCUGUUAUUUGUAGACACUAAAGCAGCCUUUCUCAUCCAGGGUUCCUUUAGAGCAGUGGUUCUCAACCUUUUAGUGCCGUGACCCCUUGAUAAAAUUGUUGUUGUGGGGACCCCUAACAGUA